Messenger RNA from Mercenaria mercenaria, 762 nucleotides. RefSeq names its product ras-related protein Rap-2c-like. The record is from RefSeq and is a predicted model, not a curated record. The coding region runs from base 106 to 762 and encodes 218 amino acids. Gene Ontology annotation, molecular function: GTPase activity; GTP binding. The transcript has 2 exons. Lineage: Eukaryota; Metazoa; Mollusca; Bivalvia; Venerida; Veneridae.
UUUGGAUUUACUCCGGUGAACAAGGCAGAGGUUAAAAACGCGUUUGCAAUGGGUUAAAUAUAUAAUAUUGCACUAAGUGAGAUGAUUAAAACAUAAAAAGAAGAUAUGCCUCUACCACGGGAAACGGUGAGCCAGAACUAUCGUGUUGUGUUCAUGGGAACAUCUGGAGUGGGAAAAAGUUCGAUCAUUAAUCAAUUUAUUAACAAUAAGUUCACUGAGAUUCAUAAGGAAACUGUAGAAGAGCUUCAUCGCCACAGUAUGAAGUUCGAGACCGUGUCUGUAGAUAUUGAUAUAUUAGACACUUCAGGUUCGUAUCAAUUUCCGGCCAUGCGCAAACUCGCUAUAGCAACAGGUGAUGCUUUUGUGCUUGUAUAUUCGGUAACGAAUGCGGAAAGCUUUGAAACAGUAAAAUCGUUGCGAGAAGAGAUAAAAGAGCAUAAACAUAAUGGGAAGUAUUCGAUAGUCGUUGUUGCAAACAAAACGGACCUAGGAGACAUAACUGGGGAACACGCUGUGAACGAGUCCGUGGUCUGUAUGGACUGGGAAGAAAAAUUUGUCACAACCUCGGCAAAAACAGGUGAAAAUAUUGAUACUGUGUUUCAACUGUUAGAGAAUCAAAUCAAAGAAAGAAUAAAGUUAGAAGAGAAACGACUUUCGUUCUUUCGGAGGAUCUCAAUGCCUGUUAUGAGACUGGCCAAAUCAAAUCGUCGGAAUACGCAAUCAGUGAAAAUCAAACCUAGAUCUAAUUCUGUGGAUUUGUGA